UCAUCUUUUGUGUUGGUAAACUACCUGCUAAUGUACUAAAAUAAAUAAAGGUAAUUCUUGUAAGAAUAAUUAUAGGAUACAAACAGUUAUAAACCAGCUAAAGAUUUGUGAAUAUCCUAUCUUUAUUCAAUUUUUAUAUAAAUUUAAUGUAGGAUUUGUAAAUGUCUGUGUCUUUGUGCGUAUUGCGGAUCGAAAUAGACGAAGAUCUUCCUGAAAUGGAUGGUAAUCCUACUGAAAAAGAAUCUGCCACAGAGCAAAAAAAGAAAGAUCGUGGUGCACGCGAGUCAAAAACAAUCACAGUGGAGACAUAUGCGAGUGUUCUCAACGGGCCCAAUGCAGUGUCGGGAAUAUUGCCCACCAGUUCCCGGCGCUCCCCACCGGAAGGAAGCACAUCAGACGAGGAUGAUACUAUUAGCUUCUUUUGUGGCAAUCCUUUGAUAGAAGUCACCAAAGGUGUUCUGCAUCUGUACAAAGAAAAUGAGCUGAAGGAAGCUGAAGAAGCAAAGACACUAUGUCUAUUAUCAGUACCUGGUGCUCUGGGAGCCCCAGAUCUAUUGGCAUUUGCAGCUGCCUGCCAGCAGGAUAUAGCACAUGUGAGGGUCCUGCGUGAUGGCUCACCAGACCAUUACAUGGCAUUACUUACAUUCCGCACAAGUGCAGCAGCCCGUGAAUUCCACUCUGCAUUUGAUGGGGUGCCGUACAGCAGCCUGGAGCCAGCAGCUCUGUGCCACACGGCGUGGGUGUCGCGCGUCGAGUACGCGCGGGACGGCGCUGCGCCUCCCUCGCACACUGAGCUGCCCACUUGCCCUGUGUGUUUGGAGCGCAUGGACGAGAGCGUGGCGGGCGUGCUGAGCGUGCAGUGCGCGCACUCGUUCCACGCGGAGUGCCUGAUGGGGUGGCGCGACGCGCGCUGCCCCGUGUGCCGCUGCGCGCAGACCCCCGAGCCGCGCGACUCGGCGCGCUGCCUGCAGUGCGACGUGCUCGCGCUCGAGGCGGGGGUCGCGGGCGGGGCGGGCGGCGCGGGCGAAGCGGAGGCGCCGCGGGACAGCGCGUGCGGCGUGGCGGAGGGGCUGCUGGAGGCGGAGGCGGGCACGCUGUGGAUCUGCCUCAUCUGCGGCCACGUCGGCUGCGGACGAUAUGAAAAAGGACACGCGGCUAAACAUUUCAUGCAAUCUAAUCACACUUAUGCGCUACAGUUGGGCUCAAACCGAGUUUGGGAUUAUGCAGGCGACAAUUUCGUGCACCGGCUGGUGCAGAACAAGGCGGACGGCAAGCUGGUGGCGGCCGAGGGCGCGGCCGCCGACCCCGAGCCCGCGUGCGCCGACAAGCUCGAGUUCACCUACCUGCUCACGCACCACCUCGACACGCAGCGCCACCACUACGAGGAGCGCCUCGCCAAGCUGGAGCGCGAGCGCUUGGGCGAGGCGGCGGCGCUGCGCGCGGGCGCGGCGGCGCGCGAGGCGGCGGCGGCGGCGCUGCGGCGCCAGCUGGCCGCCGCGCGCGCCGACAACAAGGCGCUCGCCGCCAAGCUGCACGCGCUCACCACCAGGGUGUCCAAGCUGCAGAACGACUUGUCGGAGGAGCGCUCGCUGUCGGCGGCGCUGGCCGAGCGGCAGGCGCAGUGGCAGGCGAGGGAGGCGCAGUGGCAGGCGAAGGAGGACUCCUUCCGCAGCGAGGUGGCGGAGCUGAAGGAGCAGCUGCGCGACGUGAUGUUCUUCGUGGAGGCGCGCAACGCGCUGCAGAGCAGCUCGGCCGCGUCGCCGCACGAGCUGCAGGCCGCCACCGUCGCCCUGCCCCCCGCGCCGCCCGCGCCCCCCGCGCCCUCCGCGCUGCGCUCCAAGACAAUGUCUCGCGUCGCUGGCGUUGCCCCAAUCAGCUUCGGGCCCAGCGGCGUGAGGGUCUCCAAACCCAUUUUUAUUUAUAGCUUAACAUUUAUCAUCGGACUAAAUGUGAUAAUCCUCACUGGGUUCUCGGUGGAUAUCUCGGAGCCGCGCAUAUCUCUGCGCGCCAAUACGCUCACAGAGACCGUCUGCUGGGUAUUGAACCUGUGCGUGGUGUCCGCGCUGUCCGUGGUCGGCUGCGUGGGCGCGCCCGCACGUUGCACUUGCUUCAUUGAUAUUUUGCAUAAGAUUCAUAAGGUAGUACAAUACUAUAGUUAUUUGACACAGACAUCAUAA
This is a messenger RNA of Zerene cesonia (dogface butterfly), 2177 nucleotides long. RefSeq names its product BRCA1-associated protein. Lineage: Eukaryota; Metazoa; Arthropoda; Insecta; Lepidoptera; Pieridae. The coding region runs from base 162 to 2177 and encodes 671 amino acids. The record is from RefSeq and is a predicted model, not a curated record. The transcript is spliced from 13 exons. Gene Ontology annotation, biological process: protein ubiquitination; Ras protein signal transduction. Gene Ontology annotation, molecular function: ubiquitin protein ligase activity; zinc ion binding. Gene Ontology annotation, cellular component: cytoplasm.